AUGCCAAGAAAGAAGUCGGCUGCUAAAAAGGCAAAGGAAGCUGCUGAAAAAGCCAAGGUUCAUGAGGAGGAGGUAAAUUCUUUAAAAAAUUCCACUGAUGAGAAGCUGAACAGAACGGAGGGCGGUUUGGAAGAGUCCGACGCUGAUUCUUCGAGUUCAGAAGAGGAAGAUGACUAUGGCGAACUUAUCACAGAGGAAGUAGAAAGUGGCAUCAGCAAAGUUUUGGAAGCCAUCAAGGCUAAUGAUACCGACAAGCUUCUGGAUCCCUCGGUGAAGUUCUUCGAAGAGCCGGAGAAGGCAGUUAAGAAAUUAGCCAGAAGUGAGAAGCAUAAGCCCAUUUACCUCAAGGACUAUCACAGAAUGAACAUACUUUCAGGCGGAGUACUAGAUGAUGAAAAUGAAAAUGCUGAGAUCGAAACCGUGGAUGGGAAGCAGUCUUUUGCAUCACAACAAAAGAUGGAAAAAGCUCAACUACUUGACGAAAUUGAAGGCGAAUUCGAUGACAAGGAUGAUGAGGAUGAUGAUAGCGAUUUCUUGGUCAAGAAAGAAAAAACCAAUACUCGUAGAAGGGAAGUUACCUCUUUGCCCGAUCCUGAAGUAGAUGAUGAGAAGUUUUUGGAUGAAUUUGUGAGUAAACAUGCGUGGAUCCCUAAACAGGGGGACAAGAUCAUAAAUUUGGAUGGAAAUCAAAUGGAUGAAGAUGAUGACGAGUUUGAUGACGCUGUCGAGCGUUUUGAAAAUGCAUACAACUUUCGUUACGAGGAUCCUAAUGCGGCUGAAAUUGUUUCAUAUGCACGUAAUCAGGCUACUUUGAGAAGGUCCGCCACUAAUUCUCGUAGAAAGAAGAGAGAGGAAGAGAAGCAAUUAAGGGAAAAAGAAAAGGAAGAAAAAGAGGUCGCUGUUCAAAAAAAGAAGAAAGAAAAGAUCAAUAAACUGACAGAUGUUUUGGAACAGGUCAAAAAAGAGUAUGGUGCUGAAAUAAAUGAAGCGAUGGUGCAAAAACUGACAGCAUCUUUACUUAAUGGAGAUUUCGAUGACAGUCAGUGGGACAAUGUAUUGGGUGAACUGUUCAACGAAGACUUUUAUAGUCAAGAAGGGAAGCCGAGCUGGGAUGAAAACGACGAAAUCAUGGGUGAUUUUUAUAAAGAAGACAAUUUCUCUGGAAAUGAUGACGCUGAGCAAUUAGAAAGUGAAGAAGAAGAACCUCCUUUGAAGAAAUCCCGUAAAGAGAAGAUAGAUGAGAAAAAAUCUAAAAAGAAGGAAAAGAAGAAGAUCGCAGAGAUGGUUGACGAAGCUGUGGAAAAAAAUAAGUUGAUUAUAGUCGAUGAAGUGGAAGAAGAAAGAAAAUCCCGUUCAAGGACGAAGGAAGAGGAAAACAUGAGGUUCAGAUAUCGUGAAGUUUCGCCAGAAUCUUUCGGCUUGACAGCAAGAGAAAUAAUCGCAGCAGACGAUGCCGACCUUAAUGAAUUCAUCGGAUUGAAAAAGUUUGCACCUUACAGACCAAAGGAGCUGCGUGCUAAAGAUCGCAGAAAAGUUAUGAAAUCAAGAAGGGUCAGAGAAUGGAAGAAAAAGGUAUUUGGUAAUGAGGAAGGUUUAAAAGGCGAAAAUGAGUCCUUAGCAAUUCCUGUCCAAAACGCAUCAGAUAUGAAAAAAGGAGACAAAAAGCAUAAGAAAAAAUACUGA
Molecule: messenger RNA, 1683 nt
Organism: Lachancea fermentati
Lineage: Eukaryota; Fungi; Ascomycota; Saccharomycetes; Saccharomycetales; Saccharomycetaceae
Source: the annotation of a GenBank genome assembly